Messenger RNA from Postia placenta MAD-698-R-SB12, 1437 nucleotides. RefSeq lists its product as hypothetical. Gene Ontology annotation, molecular function: serine-type carboxypeptidase activity. The record is from RefSeq and is a predicted model, not a curated record. Gene Ontology annotation, biological process: proteolysis. Lineage: Eukaryota; Fungi; Basidiomycota; Agaricomycetes; Polyporales; Adustoporiaceae. The transcript has 17 exons. Bases 1 to 1437 code for a protein of 478 amino acids.
AUGCGCCAGGAAGAGGCGGCGAAGCGAUGGGCGCCCCAGCGGCGCGCAAGCGGAGGUCCGGGUACUGUGCAGAACAUUACCUUCACGAACCCACGGGCAUCAGAGUUCUAUGUAGAUGGCGCGAACAUACCAUUGGUCGACUUCGACGUCGGGCCAAGCUGGGCUGGCUUGCUCCCGAUCAGUAACAAGGUGGACGAGACGAGACAGCUGUUCUUCUGGUUCUUUCCUCCCGGUCCAGAAGGGAGCCUCGACGACCUCAUAUUCUGGACCAACGGUGGCCCAGGAUGCUCGUCGCUCGAAGGAUCGCUGCAAGAGAACGGUCCGUUCAGUUGGUCGUGGGGACAAGCGAAGCCGACGCCGAACGAGUACAGCUGGACAAAUCUGUCAAGCAUUCUCUAUGUCGAACAGCCAGUGGGUACGGGCUUCUCGCAGGGUGUGCCCAACAUUCAGAACGAGGACCAGCUCGCAGAACAGCUCGUCGGGUUCUUACAGCAGUUCUUUGAGGUAUUCUCGGAAUUAAACGGGAAGAAUCUAUACCUCACGGGCGAGAGUUAUGCGGGAACAUACAUUCCUUACAUUGCCAACUAUCUUUACGAUAAUCCGUACCUGUUGGACCUCCCAUUAAAGGGAUUCUGGAUUUCCGAUCCAUCGAUAUCAUGGGACGUUGUCCAAGAAGAAAUACCCGCGGUUGACUUUGUGCACAAGUACUUGAACGUGUUCUCCUUGAACCAGACGUUCAUGGAAGAGCUUGACGCGACCGCUGCGGUAUGCAACUACACUGGCUAUUACGAGAAGUACGUCACCUACCCGCCAACCGGGCUCCUACCCUUGCCUGGCGACUCUGUCGAGUUUGCGGAUGGGUGUGAUGUAUGGGAUGCAAUCUUCAACGCGGCGCUACUCGUCAAUCCAGCGUUUGAUAUCUAUCGCAUAUUCGACACCUGGCCUAUCUUGUGGGACCCCCUCGGCUUCCCGGGCUCGUUCCCACAGACACAAGUCUCGCCGCUCUACUUCAACCGAGACGACGUCAAGGCGCAUAUUCACGCGCCGCUGGACGUCGACUGGACGGAGUGCUCGAACGUGAACGUGUUCCCGGACGGCGACGCAAGCCUGCCACCCGUGUUCACGGUGUUGCCGAGCGUCAUCGAGCGCAGCGAGCGCGCGGUAAUUGUGCAUGGCCUCGCGGACUUCAUCCUGAUUGCGGAAGGGACAAGGAUCGCCAUUCAAAACAUGACUUGGAAUGGAAUGCAAGGAUUUCAGACGCCAAUCCAAACCGACAGUUUCAUUGUCGAUGGCGUUGGGGCGCUCGGCACCACGCACACUGAGCGCGGCCUGACGUACUUUGAGGUCGAGCUCAGCGGACACAUGAUCCCUCAGUUCUCCCCGGUGUCUGCGUUCCAGAUCAUGCAGUAUUUGAUGGGCUUCAGGGAUACCCCGUGA